Messenger RNA from Malurus melanocephalus (red-backed fairy wren), 5489 nucleotides. RefSeq names its product neutral cholesterol ester hydrolase 1 (gene NCEH1). Gene Ontology annotation, molecular function: carboxylic ester hydrolase activity. Bases 125 to 1351 code for a protein of 408 amino acids. The transcript is spliced from 5 exons. NCBI's taxonomy places the organism in Eukaryota, Metazoa, Chordata, Aves, Passeriformes, Maluridae. The record is from RefSeq and is a predicted model, not a curated record. Gene Ontology annotation, cellular component: membrane.
CCGGGCACACGGCCGGCGGGCCGGGAGGAAGCGCCGGCACUUCCUCCGGGGGAGGCCGGCCCGGGGGCGGUGCGCGCCCCGCGGGGAGCGCGGCGAGGCGGCCGCACACGGCGCGGAGGAGGCGAUGCGGGCCGUCUGGGUGCUGCUGCCGGCGCUGGCCGCCCUGUCCGCCUACUAUGUGUACCUGCCGCUGCCCGGCGCCGUGUCCGACCCCUGGAAGCUGAUGCUGCUGGAUGCCGCCUUCCGGGCGGCGCAGCAGACGUGUCACCUGAUUCACUAUCUGAAACUCAGCCAUCACUUGAUAGUCCUGAAUUAUCUGAUUUGCACCUUUGACAAGCUGAAGUCUGUCUCCUCCGAAGACAUUAAAAUCUCGGAUGCUGUUUUUGACGGUGUGGAAGUGCGAGUGUUUGAACCUCCUGCCAAGGGAGAUGAAAGCCUCAAGCGCAGCGUUGUUUACAUCCACGGAGGGGGCUGGGCCCUGGCGAGUGCAAGAACAAGCCUUUACAACAAUCUCUGCAGAAUCAUGGCUGAAUCUCUGAAUGCUGUUGUUGUCUCCGUUGAAUACAGGCUGGUGCCCGAGGUGUGUUUCCCUGAGCAGUACCACGAUGCUCUUCGUGCCACGAAGCAUUUCCUGCAGCCUGAUGUCCUGGCUGAGUAUUCAGUGGACCCCAGUCGAAUUGCMAUCUCUGGGGACAGUGCAGGGGGGAAUCUGGCAGCUGCUGUGUGCCAGCAGCUCAGCAAAGAGGAGGAUUUGGCCGUCAGACCAAAACUGCAGGCCUUGAUUUAUCCGGUGCUGCAGGCGUUCGAUUUCAACACCCCUUCCUACCAGCAGAACAUGAACAUGCCCGUGCUGCCUCGCUUCGUCAUGAUCAACUACUGGAUCUAUUACUUGAACGGCAACAGCGAGCUGGCUCCCGAGCUGCUGAUCAACAACCACACCGCGCUCAACGUCGGCCGCGCUCUGUCCUUCCGGCCGCGCCUCAACUGGACGUCCCUGCUGCCGCCGUCCUUCAAGAAGAGCUACAAGCCGGUGGUGCAGAGCGCGGGCACGGCGGCCAUCGUGGAGCAGCUGCCGGCCCUGCUGGACGUGCGGGCGGCGCCGCUGCUGGCGGACGACGCGACGCUGGCGCGGCAGCCGCGCACCUACGUGCUGACCUGCGAGAACGACGUGCUGCGCGACGACGGCGCCAUGUACGCCAAGCGCCUGGAGCGCGCCGGCGUGCCCGUCACCCUCGACCACUUCCACGACUGCUUCCACGGCUGCAUGAUCUUCACCGUGUGGCCCACGGAUUUCUCCGCCGGAGUCCAGACCAGGAACAGCUACAUCAAGUGGCUGGAUGAGAACCUCUGAAGGGAGGGCUCCGUUGGAAGGUGUGGGAUAGAAGAGCCAACGAUCCAAAAGUGCACUUUUCCGAAUGCUGACUUCGCCAUUCAGCUGCAGCUGCUGGGGGUACUGACCACUGUCUGCAGCAUUUUCUAGCUCCAUUGGUCUUGCCCCAUAAAGUAUUUUGAGAAGUAUUUUUUCCAACUUCGAUUUUUUUUUUUUUUCCAACUUCUCCCAGAUGACUGUUGAGCCAAAUAUGGACACGUGUUGAGCAGGGGGAUCAGCAUUCCGGCGGGAUUCUUAACUGGCUGCAACUUUUAAGCUUUGACUCUUAAUUAGGUACAAAGGCCCUGGCUUACAAGUGAUGUGAGAUAAAGCCUAACACCUACAUCUACUUCUGAGAAUGUAAAAGCCUGAGCUUGUUUACAACAGUGUUGAGCACCUGAUGUAAGAGGGAGAACACUCAGGGCUAUUUGAAUAACAAGCAUGGAUUUAGGUGUUGGCUUUUUGGCACAGACAAAGGAUUCAUUKAAAUAUUUAAAAAUAUUUUUUAAAAAAGGUCAUCUAGAMAGUUAAAAUUAUGCUGGACAAGUCUCUUAGCCAAACCUGUAAUUCAGUUUAGGAAUUUGGUCUUUACUACCUUCUAAAUAUUUAUAUUUUUUAAAAGUAYAGGAUUAAAUAUAUUUUGAAUAAAAAGUAUAAUAGCAUACACACAUAUAUGUAAGAUAAAGUAUUAUGUGUAGCAGCAGAAUCUGGGUUUCUUAUGUGAGUGACCUUCAAAGCUGACUACUGAUUUGGCUAAAGAAUGUGACUUCAUCUAUAUUUAAAGCCUCAGUUUCUCCUUACAGAAAAUACUGACCUUACUAUAAAUAAUCUGCUGUGUGGUUUGCACUAAUGUUUGUAAUUAAUAGUAGAAGUUUUUGUUCAUUGACUUUUCUUUUGUGCUUGUAGUGUUUAUUGUAUUCCCUGCUUCUUGAAAGGAGGGAAGCMAGUGAAUGGAAGUGGGCUCCAAUCUAUACAGAAGAUUUAAAUUUGAGCUUUGCAACUGAACUCUGUUUGUCUUGCAGACUGAUCCAAAACUCUAGGUAAGGUGAUCUCUCUACWGGGCCGCAAAGCUGUGCAGUUUGAGCCAGCCUGUAAAGUUCAGACAGGUGGGACAAGGGAGUGAAACCACUUUGUGACAGUGUCUGUUGUCCAGGUUGCUCACAGCUUGCAGAAAUGAAGGUGGUGUCAUAAGCACAGAGGAGAGAGUGGGAGAUCAAAUUCAUCCUCAGCUUUACCACAGACUUCCUGUGGGACCCCAGGAGAGCAGCAUCAUCUCCUUAUGCCCCACUUGUGCAGGGGAGGGAGCAGUGAUUUCCUCCCUCACAGAGGAGCUGUGGGGCUGAGUUCUCCAGCCUGGGUGAAGCACACGGAUGUGAAUGUGACUGCAGGCACUCAACAGCUCCAUGGCUUUUGACUUUCCAUCCUUCUGCAAGGGCUGGCUCUGAUCAGCCUGUCCCACGUGGGGAAUGCUGCUGGGCUCGGGUCCUGCUGAGCAGUUGGUUCCCCUCUGUCCUGGYUCCUGUCAGGAACCCUGAGGCGAGGAUUCUUGGUCCUUGGAGAUCAUGACAAAGGCAGUUUCAUUAAAGCAUGCCUUAUGGCAGGAUUCUGAAAAGCUCUUCAAAAAAACCCAUCAGGUACUGGUAGACCAGUACUGCCUUCUGACAUUUGAAAUAUAUACAGAAGAGUCCACUGUCACUGGGAUUUAAAUGAAAUAGGAGAAUGGCCUUGCUCAAUCACCACUUCCUAGAAACACCAGGUUGUUAACGGGGUUGUGUGCAUUAAGAAAAGCCAUUAACGAGGCAAGGGCUGGAUGUCAGCUCAGUCAUGCAGACCAAMACUMAUUCCCAGCACAGUUCACACYGAGAUCACAGGGCAAAGCUUUUUCMAUAGUGGCCCAGAUUCUUCUUCCAUUUAGCAUUUACAAAGACKCAGUGGAAUUAGAGCAGCCAAGUGACAAUGUGAAUCAGAAUAAAUUUUGAUCAAGAAACCCAAUUAACACUGCAGAGRAAUUCAAACCUUUUGUCUGUAUUUAAAUUCUUUMCUCMUUUUUCCCGUAAAUACAACUYCAGUAGAUAGAUUGUAUGCUUGAAACAGACACGAACCAAAAUURUGUCUGUUCAAAAGACAUAACUAAUCUGGUCCAGAGUCCCUUCCCUUAGUAUGGAGACUGUUACAUUUACCUGACUUUAAACUAUGAGUAAAAUAGUAAAAAAAAAAUCACUAUACUGAGUUAUAACAACAGGCUUCCUGAAUUUCCCACUAAAAGACUAAACCCAYGUCAGAAAAGAUGUAAUUUAUAUCUACUCACUGUCAUUAAAAGAUAAUAUAACUGUAGUACUGGAAAAAAAAGUGUUUAAUAUUCAUAUAAAUCCUAUCAUAAUUAAGUUUUCCUGAAAGCUUUCUGCAAAGCUUUAGCGCAGCAUUUGUUUAUAGCUAAGUUAUAAAUAUCUGUUAUGAACCUAAACUGUAAUUGCUGCUGGUUUUUUUAACUGAAAUGAAAGGGAGAGCUGGAAUAUAUUUAUAUAUAUUCAUGGAGUCGGUUGUAAAUUUCCUUCAUGCACUGAAGCACAUUAAAGUCUUGGCACAAGGAAUGGUAGUAAGUUUAUAACUGGAGUGGCCGUGUUUACGAAGCCCUCAGCAGCCUGGUGUGCUGUCUGAGAUUUCAGCACCACGUGGAAUGAUGCACAUAAUUAACUCAUUCUGUCAGAGCAUCUGCACUGCUCUGAUCUCACAGCUCUGGGGUUUGAUAUCUGACAGCUGCAGAGACACGUGAGGAAUCCUACAACAUGGAAAACAGGUCUGAGUCCCAGCUCCAAAAAAACCUUUAGUACAUAGCCGCACAAGACACUGAUCAAACUCAGCGUAAACCUUUAGUAAGUGUUAGUCCAACCCCAGCUUUCCUCCUCUGCUUUGUCCUCCUUUGCAYACCCUCCCUGUGCCCCAAAUUGAAAGGUUUGUGUUGUUAAAAGCUGCUAGGAAGGGAUUCAGGGUUACAGAAAGCAGGUGCCUGACAGCAAGGGAUUAAGAUUGAUCCAUGUUACAACACCUGGAUUUGUUCCUGUGUUUUCCUACAUCUCCAAGUGUUUCCUCGGGCRUGUCUUGCACCUUUGUCCCUUGGUUGUGUCACAAAGCAGUUUAGGGCACUUUGCACGUUGCAGGAUCAGACCAAGUGUUUGUAGCAAUAUUUCACCUGUGCACGGCAGAGUCUUCUCUGGAGGAGACACUCAAUAAGUUUGUCUUUUUAUCUUUUCCUUAAAUCARUGAGCAUGGCUAUAUACCUUUUGUAGGUAGCUUUCCUUCCCCUUCUACAAGUAGACUUUAUCCCUCUGUUGCAAAAAUACCUUGUUCCUGAUGGCCAUCAAAGCAUUCAAAUCAAAGCUUUUUAUUUUUUUUAAAAAAAGCAAAAAUAGCAAAAUCAGCUUGCAUAACAGAACGUAUAGGCAUUCAUAUCCUGCUUUUGUAGACCUGAGAACUCUAUUAGUAGGUCCUCAGUUUCUGGCUAAUAUUUGCAGGAAUAAAUGAAAAUUUUGUCUCCCUAGCUGAGAACCUCUUAAAAGAUGGUUUUCAACAUUUCUGGAAGCCAAGACCUCUUUCAAGAGGUUUCAUGAUGCAUAAAAAUAACAAAAAAGUUGAAUUUCCUAACCUUCAUCUAAGUAAUUUCAAAAUUGCAUUCCCAGCCAAAAUAGAAAGGUCRUGWGUUUUAAGACCUACAAACUAAAUAGAAAUGCUUUACUUUUAAAGCACUAUUUUGUAGUCUUUGGGCCUCUUACAUUUUUUUGAUAUCUUACCUAACUUUACUAGAAACUUUUAAAAAUAAAAAUAUUGGAAGRAGAUAAACUUGAGCUAAACCUUUUAAGCUGCUAUGAUCUGUAACAAUGAUGUUAAAAAAACCCAGCUGGUUUAAUGUUCUCAUAUUUAUGAUGUUCAAACCCCAACAUACAACAUACUUGAUGUGAAUGCAUUCAAUACCUUAUGCAUGACUGGUUUUUGCUGUUUCUCCCAGAGCAGGGGAAAGAUUUGUAAGAUCUCAUUACCAAGUGUGAUUUGAGAUGUGCUAUCAAAAUGAAGAACAAAUAAAUAAAGUGAAAUAUACCUGUGAUUUAUUUUAUUUUUCCCAGGA